Molecule: messenger RNA, 1622 nt
Organism: Cyanistes caeruleus (blue tit)
Lineage: Eukaryota; Metazoa; Chordata; Aves; Passeriformes; Paridae
Gene: CMSS1
Product: cms1 ribosomal small subunit homolog
Cellular component (GO): nucleus; 90S preribosome
Source: RefSeq, a predicted model, not a curated record
ACUGACCUCCCGGUAUGUCCCCCUCUUAGUAGAGAGAGGAUCUAAGGGAACAGGACUGCAGCAUAAAGGGACAGAAAAGGAAUCCACCAUCUGCUUGCAGUAAAUGAAUUUAGAUCCUUCAGAUGAUGAAGCUGUUGAAAAAGCUGGUGAGAACAGGACAGCACCAUGUCAAGAUUCAGAUUCCAAACCUGCUGUGAAAAAGAAAAGAAAGCAGCCUACAGAGUGCUUUUUAAGUCAGCCUGAAGAAAAGCAAGAGAGCACUGUAAAGGCAAAGAGGAGGAAGAAGAAGAAGAUUUCUGAUGUUCUGCAAAAAUCUGCUCCAAAACCUGGUGUCCCUGCAGAUCUACAAAAUCUGCUUGCUCAGCAUUUUGGUGAAAACCGUUCCGUGAUUGAAAUCGAGGAAUUACAGCUGUCAGAUUCCUGUUUUUUGCCAGCCAAUGAUCUUACCCACAGUUUUUCUUCAUACCUGAAGGAAAUCUGUCCUAAGUGGGCCAAGCUCCGGAGAAGCCACAAGGAGAAGAAGUCAGUGGUGAUGCUGGUUCUCUGCAGUUCUGCCCUUCGCUGCUUGGAACUCAUCAAGUCAAUGACAGCCUUUAAAGGAGAUUGCAGAGUCCUCAAGUUGUUUGCAAAGCACAUAAAGAUACAGGAACAAAUGAAUAUGUUGGAGAAAGGCAUUUUCCACAUUGGGGUUGGAACUCCAGGGAGAGUGAAGGCACUAGUGGAGCAAGAUGCCCUGUGCUUGAAUUCCACUAAAUACAUGAUUCUGGAUUGGAACUGGAGAGAUCAGAAGCUAAGGAGAAUGAUGGACAUCCCUGAGAUAAAGAAAGAAACAAUUGACCUGCUGGAGAAGAGUAUUAUAAAGCUGUGCAGAGAUGGAUCUGUGAAGCUGGGACUCUUUUAAUGACUUUACCAACAAGGAAGUAAUUUGCAGCUGCAUUUUACUAUAAUCCUGCCUGCAACUGAACUUUGACUUUUCAGAGUUCUUAAUAUAGAAGGCACAUUGCAACUUUUUCUGAGUUUUCUUUUAAUAAAAACCUAAAUUUUGCUUGUAGUUCUAGAAUUAUUUUUAUUGCAGGAAAAAUGUCAUUUUGAAAUCGGAGUUACACUGCUUCCACCUGCUAGAUUUACUACUAUAUGUCCCUAGUAAAACUUUGAAGAUGGGCAAUCAUGAGUGUGAAAGUCUUUGUACAGCUGCAACUCAGUUUUCUGUUCCCUCCCUGUGCUGUCCCAAAUGAGACAUGUAUUUCUCUCAUGAGAGUGGUGAUCUAGGUCUUGUCCUUGGGAGUCUUUAAAAAAGUUGUAUGAGUUUCAGUAACAUGUUAAAAAGGUAUUUUUCACCUGUCUGUUCUAGAGCUGGACAAAUGCUGCUUUUUGCUUUUACAUGAUAAAUUAUCUGUAUAUUAUGCUGAGAUUUUAUUUUGGUUAAACUGUUGAAGUGUGCAAAAAAGUAUUCUUAUGUUUGUCCAUUUAAAUUAAAAUGAAGUGAUGUCUGGGUGAUUCUUUUGUCAUUGUGGAUAGUAGGGAAUGGAUGGAUUCUUUUUCAGAGAACAAGAUGAAUAGAGAUGAGGAAAUCAUCAGUAUCUUGGAAAGCCAUUGAUUAAAAUUGGAUAUUUUAAAAAUUA